Molecule: messenger RNA, 359 nt
Organism: Penaeus monodon (black tiger shrimp)
Lineage: Eukaryota; Metazoa; Arthropoda; Malacostraca; Decapoda; Penaeidae
Gene: EMRE
Product: essential MCU regulator, mitochondrial-like
Biological process (GO): calcium import into the mitochondrion; mitochondrial calcium ion homeostasis
Cellular component (GO): uniplex complex; mitochondrial inner membrane
Source: RefSeq, a predicted model, not a curated record
AUGCGUUGACUCUCAGGGAGCAAAACAAGAAAACGAUCGAGUGACGCAGAGACGAGUCGGGGGUCGUUUCUCGUCUUAUUUCUGUAUAUAAAACAAAUACCUGCAGACAUGUCGAAGGUGUUUCUGGCUACUAGUCGUCUGGUAGCGCCUAGAAUUCACACGAUGAGGCAAAUACAUAUGACAAGAGUCUACAAAGGUACUUUUACAUCGACCGACGCUGUUAUGCCCAAACCUCACACGACCAAACUUCUGGGAUAUAUGGGAGUGACUCUAGCGACUUCUCUGGGAAUCUUUACUGGUGCUGAAAUAAGCAAGAAUAUUGCAAGCUUCCUAGAAGAAAAUGAACUAUUUGUUCCCUC